Molecule: messenger RNA, 5076 nt
Organism: Erpetoichthys calabaricus (reedfish)
Lineage: Eukaryota; Metazoa; Chordata; Cladistia; Polypteriformes; Polypteridae
Product: zinc finger protein 804A
Exons: 4
Coding region: 766-4671 (1301 amino acids)
Cellular component (GO): nucleus
Source: RefSeq, a predicted model, not a curated record
AAAAAAAAAAAAAAAAAAAAAAAGCGCAAGAGCGCUGUCUGCACAAGUAAGCGAGUGUGUCAGAUCCGGACCCGAGAGGCAAAGGGACAAACUUGCACUACUAUGAACGUAAAAAAGUGGAGACUGCAAUUCAUUCUGGAAGGAAGCGAGAGCAGCGCAGUCUUAACUCGAAGGCGUUAUUAAGAAAAGAAGACGCGCUUGGCACAUUGCACGAUAGCUCGAUUUUUUGCACUGUCUUGUCCCUUUUGGAUAGUUUAGUGAUAUCUCCAACCCAUUCAUCUUUGUUGUAUUUACCUGGCGUGUCGCGACUUUUUUUUGGCUCCACGGCAUCCGCAGAGCCAGCACCACUAAUACGAGGGGCAGCCAAAUUAAGCUGCCUGCAUCACAUCAAGUGACGAUAAGGUUAUUGCUAUUGUUUGGUACAUUUUUUUCCUGAGAGUGUGCAGUAGCCAAAUUAAGACGAACACUGUGUUCGCAAAGAAGAGUGGAUUUCUACUGUUUCUUGCAAAAACAAUGAAAAUGGAUUAGUGCUUUCAGUUUUUCGACCUCAUGUACAUUAUGGACAGCAUUAAUGCGGAUAUCUCCAAGCUGCGUAGCUACGAUUCGUGCAAGUGAGAGGUGUCGGUGUCCGAGAGACGGCGUGAGCAGGUGCUUCCAUGUGGAGGAAGGAAAGUCGGUGCCCGCUCCGCCGCGCCUGGCUGUCGCCGUUCUGUGCUACCGGCUGCUGAGAAACCGAGGCGCUACCUAUGGGAGACGCUGGACCGUAUGGCGUGCUAUUACCUUGUCAUCAGCUCCACGCACCUUAGCAACGGCCACUUCCGAAGCAUUAAGGGAGUUUUCAGGGGGCCGCUCUGCAAGACGGACGGGGGGGAUUCGCCGGAUUAUGCUGAGAAGGAGAAAGCCAUAGCAAAAGCUCUGGAAGAUCUGAAGGCCAACUUCUACUGUGAAUUAUGUGACAAGCAGUACCACAAACACCAGGAGUUUGAUAACCACAUUAAUUCCUAUGAUCAUGCUCACAAACAGAGACUGAAAGAAUUAAAGCAGAGAGAAUUUGCUCGCAAUGUGGCAUCUAAGUCAUGGAAAGAUGAAAAAAAGCAGGAGAAAGCACUUAAACGACUUCACCAGCUGGCUGAACUACGAAAACAGACUGAAUGCAGUCCAGGAAGUGGUCCAAAGUUCAGAGCCGCAACUGCCACUGCUAAUGAGCAGCAAAAGGAAAAAGUAUCUACAGCAAAGGAAAGCAGAAGCAAUGACCAUUAUAGUGCUGGAGAUGGGGACAUUACAUUUGGUUCAGACUCCAAGAACUCGCAGAUCCUUUUUGUUUCCACGGGCAGUGGUCACACCUCAGAUGGAAGGAUUGGUCUGCAGUCUACAGUAGAGUAUAACCAAAGAUCUGGAGUUUCCUUUUGUUUCUCUAAAAAGGCCCAGCUAAAACUAGAAUCCUCUGCAUCGGUUUUCAGUGACACAAAUGAUGCCGAGGAGCCUCAGAGUCAUAGAGUAAAACAAGCCAUCGAAACCUUUCUGCCCUACAUUUCUGGACCAGACGAUAUGGUUGAUUUUACAGAGGAUGAAAACCCAGAAAACCAAAACAAGGAAAAAUUAAAGUUGGAAAGCCAGGAAAGUGAACCUGACAGGCCCCAAACUCCUGCUACCCAAAGCAGAUGUGAAAAGCAGAACUGCCCUGUAACGUUUUUAUCCAAUCUGGAAAAUAAUUUAUGCAAAGAAAAAGCAGAAAUUCAUAGUAAUGCAGCUGCGGCCACAGAUUUUGAAGAAUGCAACGCAUUCACCUCUUAUUCUUUGUUAAGUGACAUCCACAGAGGUACCUGUAAAGGGAAUAUUAGUCAUGAGAAACAAACAGUUAAAAUUCAGGGAUCAGCAGAAAAUGAGAAAAGCACAUUAACUGUAUGGGAUUCACAAAUGUUUAGCAGGGAAGAUUUACAGAGCUUUACAAAUGAUAUAAAUGGAACAUCUGCUGUGAAAGAAAUAUUGGAACCAUCUUAUGGAUUAAAUAAAAACAUCGGACCAUUCCUUGAUGUUCUUAAUAAAGAUGGAUCAAUGAUGCUGAAGUGGCCAUCUGAACUUUUAAUGUAUACUCAAACAGAACCAAGCAUUUCUUACAGUUGCAAUCCUUUAUAUUUUGAUUUUAAAUGUUCCCGAAAAAAACAAGGUACUCAAGAUGACACACAGCUCAUGCAGACUAAUGACACUCCACCAGUAGCAGCAAAUGCCAGGAGGAAAGAUUCAGAGAAUGAAAAAAUUAAAGAGAACACCACAGAAAAACAAACUUUAAAACAUUCAAAUUACUCUAAACCAAAGAAACCUAAACAUUUCAAAAGGUAUAAAGCAUACAAAAAAAAAUCAAGUAAGAAAGCACACUGUGGCUGGCAGCAUAGUGUAAUUGUGAGUGACAACGAUGCAGUCAAUGCAUAUUUAGAACAGGAUAAUAUUCCAAAAAUUAAAGGAUUAUUCACAAGCCAGUUAGAAUUUAAGAAACGGAAGAGACUGGGCAAUGACAAUGAGAUGAUGGAACAGGAUGCUAACAACUGGAAUUCUACGUGUUCAGUGGCUAAAAAAAGCAAGCCUUUCACCCGUGAUGCUCCAACCAACAUGCUAAAGAGUCAUGAACAUGUUAUUUCAAGGGAUACUUAUUUAAAUAGCAGUUGCACCCUUACAUGUUUCCAUGAGGACAAGAAAAAGUGUUUGUCAGUAACCUCCAAUUCGCAUAGCAGUUUUUCAGAACUAGAUACAGAGAGUGAAGGGCAGCCUUCUCAAUUAUGGACAUAUUCUCCCUCUAACAGGUCUUCCGUUCUGUCUCCAUUAGAUUCUUCUUACUCCAAAACUGAUGAAACCCCAUCAAGCUAUAACAGAUCUUACAGCAACUGCCAUUUUGGAGAGGACAGCACAAGCAGUGAUUCUCAUGACUCAGUAGCAAGACUGGACAGUAGACACCAUGAUUACAAAAGCAUCUAUCGACACAAAGGAAGGAAGAAUUUAUCUUUUUUCAAGGAAACAGAUUAUGAUGAAAAUGAUGCAUAUUGCAGAUAUUCAAGGAGUAGAUACUUCAGAAGGAAGCAUCAACAAAAGCUCGAGCAAAAUCAAAGUAGAAGCUCGGUCAGCAGCAGCACAUCUACUCAAAGCAAUGAUCACGUUCUUUCAUAUUAUAGUUCCAGCCGAAAAACACAAAGUUCUGGCAAAACAGGUUCUCGAUCAAGGCAUUCAAGCUGUAGCAACAGUUUAAGUAAAACAUGGCCUAAUUCUUUGUCAAAAGAAAGCGCCCAUUUUUUGAAAUGCACGUUAAGCAAUAGCAGGAGGGCAGCAAAGGUUUUUGGGAGAACCCCGCACUUUGACCAUGUAAAUGUUGAAUUGAACAACAAAAGGGAAAAUGUAUGUAAUGGGAGUAAUAAUGAAUGCAUAUCUGAGCACCUUCCAGAAAAGAAGAUGUGUGUUCUGCAAAGUGCUCUUGGAAAGGACCAGUUGGAGAACUCUUCCCAAGACAAAACCAAGGAUUCCAGUCUAAGCUGUGUAAAAGUAAAGAAUCGACCCCUUGCAUGCUCUGGCUCACGGACCGCACCUUUAAUCACUAACACUUUAGGCCUACCUUUGAUAGGAAAAUUGCCUGCGGCAAAGAAGCAAAUUAAGAAGGGUGAACAUGACAAAGCAAAUAUACAGAAAAGCAACAGAGAGAAAGGAGCCAUUUCUUAUAAUAAAGAGAAAGAUCAUAUUUUUGGUGAUGCACAUUUUAAUGCUCACCUUCCUGGUGAGGUAAAGGAAACCGCACCAGGGAGCAAUAAUCAGUCCUCAGAAAGAAUAGUAACAGAGCAGAGUGUACCAUACUCUAAAAAAGAAGAGCCUGGUUUACUAAACUGUUCACCAGAUGUCCAAGACAUUGCAGGAGGUUUUUCUUCUCUUGAUCCUGUUGAUUCCAACGAUGACAAGCAAGCACAUUUACUGAACCUAAGGGAAAACUCUGCCUUGAAGGAAGACAUCUCGCUCACUGCUUCUGAGCGCCAUGCUCAUUGUAAAGUGGAUGCUACAUCUGAACUUGAGCCAAAUUUUAAAUGUGUUUCUCCUCCACUGACAGAACAGCCCAUAAUCUUUACACCAGAUGAAAUUGAUAAAUACAGAUUGUUACAGCUUCAGGCUCAGCAGCAUAUGCAACAGCAACUUCUCAGCAAGCAUAUAAAGGUGCUGCCACCAGCUGAUUUACCAAACUUCGGUGCUGCCCAAGCCUUUCACCCCAUCCCUGUCCAGCAGCCCAGUCCCAUGGCAUCUAUUCGCCAUGCUCUACUUCAGCAUCACGCAUUGGCAGCCUUCACAUCAGGUCUGCAAGGCUUACACCCUCACACAAACCACCAGCCUCUGCCACACCUUCACCCAUUCCCUCCACCUCAUCUUACUCCUAUUUCACUCUCUCCAAUUGCAUCUGCCAUUUUCCCUGCCCAUCCAGCUGCUUUGCUGACAGGUCACCCACUUCAUAUCGUCCCAGCUUCAUCUUUGCGGCCGGCCCAUCUGGCCCUCCAUUCGCUCCCACAUAGCACUCUUCUACCCGCCCUUCUUGCUCCAUCUCCAGCAAUGGCAGCAGUGGCUGCCUCAGCACUCCAGCUCCAUCCAUUCCUUCAUCCUGUGUUCCCUGGCCAGGAUUUGCCACCGCACUCAUGCCCAAACACUUGAGCACAUAUACACUGCUGGACAUACUCUUUGAAACUGGAGAAAGCUGUAAGGUUGCUUUAUUUACUAAAGAAGUGCAACAUAUUGUAAUGGUUAAAGGAAAGCUUUGCCUCCAGUUCUUAAUGGAGUGCACAAAGUAACAUCUCAUCUGCAGAUUGCGAUUACUACCUUUUUAUUAGAACUUUACAGAAGGAGAAAACUGUAGCUUUCAAAAAAAAAAAAGUAAGGUGCCUGUGUACACCAGCAGUGUGUCACAUAAAAGAGAUCCUCUGCCUUAUUUGUUUUACAUAUCUCUUACCUGUACAAUUUCUUGGUGUUUUUUUAUUUUCAACUCAUAUCAGCAAUUUCACCAUAUGUUUAUUUUUUUAUUAUUUAUAUAAAAACUUUUAACCCUCAGUGUUGAUGUGG